This is a messenger RNA of Vespula pensylvanica (western yellowjacket), 3474 nucleotides long. RefSeq names its product xaa-Pro aminopeptidase ApepP. The transcript is spliced from 13 exons. The coding region runs from base 831 to 3095 and encodes 754 amino acids. Gene Ontology annotation, molecular function: metalloaminopeptidase activity. NCBI's taxonomy places the organism in Eukaryota, Metazoa, Arthropoda, Insecta, Hymenoptera, Vespidae. The record is from RefSeq and is a predicted model, not a curated record.
GCAGCACUCUUCUCUCUGUCCUCGCGCUUGAGAGAACGAACGAAUAGAGGCAGGCAGUCGUUAUACUCGGGUCUUUCGUGACAGGCUAACUUUUCGGAUAUGUCCGAUAUUACAUAUAUAUGUAUCGUGUUUAAUCAAAUAUAAUAUAUAAUUAUUUAUAAUAGAUAAUUAAUCAUUUCUUAAAUUUCGUCAUGGUGAAAGAUAAUCAUAAAAAGUAUCGUUCGGAUCUCACUUCGGUAAUAAGUUAAAAGGAAAGAAAAGAAAUUACAAAUUUAAUAAUUUUCUCAUAUUAUUAAUAUUUGUAUAUUUAAUAAAGAGAAAGAGAAAGAGAGAGAGAGAGAGAGAGAGAGAGAGAGAGAGAGAGAAGAGGUAAUCUCUAUUUUGUGAAGAAUACAAAUGUCAAAGGUGAAAAGAAUACGAUAAUCAAGAGUUUACAUUAUUCGUUUGCUCGAAUCGAUCUACUAAAACAUCUCUUUGGUAAACGUGAGGAUUUCAACCCUUAUAAAAAAGUGAAAGAUAAAAGCAAGAGGGAAAGUAUAUUUAAAAAGGAAAGAAGAGCAGGAGUGGAUAUAGCGUAUAUAAAAAGAAUAGGAUUUUCAUUUGGAAAGGUCGAGGUAAAUAUUGACACCUGCUGACACAGCUGGUCGGACUUUUGUGUCCAGGUAUAAAGUAAACGAAGGGUAGAAAAAAGGUGACAGUAUACAACGAGCCACGUGCCGAUCGAACAGGAUCAUUCGACCUCCCCCACCAGCUACGACAUCAACGUCAACCUUCGACCAACAAAGUUUACGUCUACGGUCGAAUCAUUACUAUCUCGGAUCUGUGUUAUCAUGACGAAGUCUACAAAAUCGAUCUGCAAAAUUUCUAAACAUUUUUAUACACGGAUUCUAAUCGUCAUGAAGAUAAUACUGAUAACUAUCUUACUGGCUUGUAGCUUCGGUUUAACAAAGUUACAGAAGAGUCCAGAAUUCUUAUUUUACAAUUACAAUGGCGCCAAAAGAUCUUAUUGUCCUUUGAGUGAACAUAUCGGUAAUCAACCUGUUAACAGAAAGGAUACAUCUUUAAGAUUAAGACAAUUAAGAUCUGAAAUGGUCCGAGUAGCAUCAAUCGAAACAGCACCACUGCAUGGUUAUAUUGUAACAUCGGAUGACGAACAUCAGAGCGAAACCGUCGAUCCACGAGAUAUGAGAAGAGAAUUUUUAACCGGAUUUUAUGGUAGUGCUGGAGACGCAGUUGUAACAUUAGCAAAAGCUGUUCUGUGGACAGAUGGAAGAUAUCAUCUGCAAGCAGAUUUAGAACUUGAUUGCAAUUGGAUACUCAUGAAAAGAGGACGAAAACCAAUUCCAACAAUAACAGAAUGGUUGAAACAUGAAUUUCAAAAUCGGCCAAACAUCCGAAUAGGUGCAGAUCCGAAGUUAGUACCUGCAGCUAUAUGGGAAGCUUGGGAAAUAGAUUUAGUAAAUACAUCCAUAAGUUUGGUAGCAGUCCGCAGAAAUUUGGUGGAUUUAAUCUGGCAAGUAGGACGACCAAAUUACAAUUCUUACGCAGCAUACCCAUUGAAAGAAGAAUAUGCAGGGAAAUCAUGGCAAGAAAAAAUAAAAGAUAUAAGAUUACAAAUGAGUCUUGUCAAGGCAGAUGCUCUUGUAGUCACAGCAUUAGAUGAAAUAGCUUGGCUCUUCAAUAUUCGAGGAUACGAUCUCCCUCAUACUCCUGUUCUUAGAUCCUACGUCAUCGUUACACAAGGAUCUCUUCAUCUUUAUACAUCCAAACAUAAACUUUUGCGAUCCGUUGAUACUCAUUUAAAAAUGGACUCUUGCUUCCACGCGGAUUGCGUCAAAUGGCACAAUGAAACGUGUAUCUGGGAUGAUUUAAGGACGAUGUCUCAAGCAUGGAAGAAAGUUUGGCUACCAACACCAUGUGGAUAUGCUCAAGGAGCUUCGAAAGAAAUAUUUUCUUCCAUUCCAAUUGAAAAACGAUUACCAAAAGCAUCGCCUAUAAUUGAUCUAAGAGCGGUAAAAAAUGAAAUCGAAGCUGAAGGGAUGAGGAAAGCUCAUAUCAGAGAUGGCAUGGCCAUGUGUGAUUUUCUUGCUUAUAUAGAAGAACAAAUAUCUUUAAAUUCUGAGGGAUGGGACGAGAUGCAAGUAUCCAGAGUCGUAAACGAGUUUCGUUUGGAACAGGAACUUAACAAGGGUAUUUCUUUUGCAACGAUUGCUGCUUACGGUGCUCAUGCUGCGUUACCUCAUUAUGAACCAAUUAAUUUAACAAAUGUACCUAUCGGGAAAACUUCGUUGUUGGUUAUUGAUUCAGGUGGACAGUAUUUAGACGGUACAACAGAUGUAACAAGAACAUUACAUUUUGGAGAACCUACCGAAGAACAAAAAAAGGCAUACACAAGAGUAUUAAUAGGAUCGAUACAGUUAUCUUCUUUAAUCUUUCCAGAUGAUCUGAUGACUGAUCAGCUUGAUGUAUUAGCUAGGAGACCUCUUUGGAGUACCGGUAAUGACUACAUGCAUGGUACUGGUCACGGGAUUGGACACUUUUUAUCGGUUCAUGAAUCCCCAAUUAGUAUAUCAUAUACAGGUGGUAUGACUGUUACUUUAAAGCCAGGAUUUUUUUUAUCCAAUGAACCAGGAUUUUAUAAAAAGGAUGAUUUCGGUGUACGUUUAGAAAAUAUACUUGAAGUCGUAACUACCAAUAUAUCGAAAACAACAGGACAAAAUUUCUUAAAAUUUCGGGACGUCACUCUUGUACCAUACGAACCUAAAUUGAUAGAUUUUAAUAUGUUAACACCAAUGCACUGUCCUUUGAUCAGUGAUAUACAUACUUCUAAUGAUAUGCAGCGCCGGUGGUUAAAUAAUUACAAUCAACGAAUCAGAGAAGAGGUCGGCAGAGAAUUAAAAAAACAUUUAAAAAUGAAAGGCUUUUAUUGGAUGAUGGACAAGACAAAAAACAUUCCUGAAUGGGGUAAAGUCAACAAGGACAUUCUUCUCGCGCGUUCUCAUUCCAAUUCUUCUACAUUCAAAAAGAUUCAUGUGCUAGUGAUCAUUAGCAUCAUCUACAAUAUUAUUUUAAAUUUUGCAACGAUUUAUAGUUAAUACAAAGGUUUACUUGUUGUUCUACUUAAAAAACCUUGAAUAUAUAUAAAAUUAUUAAAUAUAAUAUAAAACAAGUAAAAUAUACAUUCUAUAUUGGAUUAGAACAAAUACUUUAAUUUGUGUCAAUAAUUGUAACAUAACAAUGUACAUACAUGAUAGUACAAUGAUAAUAGAUAUGUUUAAAAAAAAGAUGGAGACCUAUAUAUUGUGUGUUCCAUAUGUAAAGUACAAGUACAAUUAGACUGACUUUAAUAAGAAUUUUGAUCAGUCUAUAAAAACUUAUGUGAUUAGUUAAACUAUUUAUUGAAAGCUAUGUUUAAGUAUUACUAUAAUUUUACUGUGAUACAUAAUUGCAACAAAUAUAUGAAUAUGUAAGAUA